Molecule: messenger RNA, 1017 nt
Organism: Uncinocarpus reesii 1704
Lineage: Eukaryota; Fungi; Ascomycota; Eurotiomycetes; Onygenales; Onygenaceae
Exons: 2
Coding region: 1-1017 (338 amino acids)
Source: RefSeq, a predicted model, not a curated record
AUGGCCGUUCAGCCGGCGCGGAGCUUCGAUGAAGCAAUUGCAGUUAAGCCUUUGUCGUCUCACACGUAUGCUGCGACUUUGCGGCUGGAGUGGUGCAUAGGGACUGUCCCUCAUGGCGGCUACAUAACAUCCGCUUUCUUAAACGUUGCCUGCACGCAUAUGCGCCUGAACCAUCCUACCAGGCACAAUGGCUGCGCCGACCCGAUGACCAUGCAUCUAACGUUCCUCCGCCGAACGGAAGCUGGCCCUGCCACAUUCCGCGUCGAAGACACUAAACUCGGCGCACGCACCUCAACCUUGCACAUCACGCUCUCACAGACGGACAAAAACGGGGGUCUCCGCGAAGAAGUUGCGGCGUACAUCACCAUGUCCAAUUUCGACACGGAAGAAGGACCCAGCAUGGUCACAGGGUUCGAACUAACUCCCAAACCCGAGCCGGGAAGCGGGGGGUCCGCGCCCGUGGACCUGGCGAAACUGGCCAGGGACGGCAAGGAUGGAGCCUGGUCGCAGUUUGCCGUGGCGUUCACGUCGAUGCGGACGGCGUCCAAGCAGCUUGAGAUUUACACGCCCAAGUCGUUGGAGCGUGUGAAGCGCGGGUUCGUGGAGCAGUGGGUGCGGUUUAAACCGUACGGAAGCCUCGCGCCCUGGACGAAUCCUGCUCUGGGGUUCUUGGUGGAUAUGUUUCCCAUGAUGUUGGAGACGUUUGACUCCAAGCCGUGGGAGAAGAAGCAGGAGCAGAAAAAGGAGGAUGGGACGCGUAGGUUUUGGUAUCCCACUGUGUUGCUCAACGUGGAAUUCAAAAAGAGAUUACCAAAGGAAGGGGUGCAGUGGUUAUACUCCAGAGUGCAUACAAAGACCUUGCAUAACGGAAGAAUGGAUUUGGAUAUCGUUGUGUUGGAUGAGGCCGGAGAUAUCGUUGCGCUGAGCAAUCAUGUUGCAUUGGUGGUUGGCGCGGAAAGGAAUACAAGUGAAAGGGGGAGCAAUGGGAACGGAAACGGCAAGUCGAUUAAGCUAUGA